Messenger RNA from Eublepharis macularius, 4283 nucleotides. RefSeq names its product RNA binding motif single stranded interacting protein 1 (gene RBMS1). Gene Ontology annotation, cellular component: nucleus; cytosol; ribonucleoprotein complex. The transcript is spliced from 14 exons. Gene Ontology annotation, molecular function: poly(U) RNA binding; poly(A) binding; mRNA 3'-UTR binding. Bases 443 to 1663 code for a protein of 406 amino acids. The record is from RefSeq and is a predicted model, not a curated record. Lineage: Eukaryota; Metazoa; Chordata; Lepidosauria; Squamata; Eublepharidae.
UCCAGUCCGCGCGUGGGGCUCUCGGAACCGGCCGAGCGCUGGCGGGCGCUGCUCCCUCGUCGCGCCUGAGCUCUGAGGAAACUCCUGGCGCGCGCGCGCGCGCGCACACACACAACACACACUCUCGCACGCACGAGAAGGGGGGGGGAGAGGCGAAGCUCUUGUCCUCGGUGCCCUCUGCAGACUCUUUCUGCUUCUGCUGCCGCCGCCGCCGCCGCCUUUGAGCGCAGGAGGAGGACGGUCUGGGCUCUGCUGAGGAAGGAGGAGCAGCUGGCCGGCGCCAGGAAGAAAGAAAGAGGCGAGAGCGGGGACCUUUGGAGAGGAAGAGGGAGCGCGAGCGAGAGGGGCUCCCCUCCCCUUCUCCGCCUCGUUCUCUCCCCCCUUCCCCUUGUCAAGUGCCCUCCCCUCAUCCCUGCGCUGCGGGCUCCCUUAUUCCAGCUUCAUGGGCAAAGUGUGGAAACAGCAGAUGUACCCCCAGUACACCACCUACUACUACCCCCAGUAUCUGCAGGCUAAGCAGCCCAUUGUGCCUGCUCACCCAAUGGCUCCUCCUAGCCCUAGCAUCACCAGCAGCAAUAACAACAGCAGCAGCAGCAGCAACUCAGGAUGGGAUCAGUUAAGUAAAACAAACCUUUACAUCAGAGGGCUGCCUCCAAACACCACUGACCAGGACCUGGUAAAACUAUGCCAACCAUACGGGAAAAUUGUAUCAACGAAAGCUAUUUUGGAUAAAACAACAAACAAAUGCAAAGGUUAUGGUUUUGUAGACUUUGAUAGUCCAGCAGCUGCUCAGAAGGCAGUAUCUGCUCUGAAGGCCAGCGGAGUUCAAGCACAGAUGGCAAAGCAACAAGAGCAGGAUCCAACUAACUUAUAUAUCUCCAAUUUGCCACUUUCAAUGGAUGAGCAAGAGCUUGAGAAUAUGCUGAAACCUUUUGGCCAAGUUAUCUCUACAAGAAUACUUCGUGAUUCCAAUGGCACAAGUCGCGGAGUUGGCUUUGCAAGGAUGGAAUCAACAGAAAAAUGUGAAGCUGUGAUUGCUCAUUUUAAUGGAAAAUUCAUUAAAACACCACCCGGGGUUUCUGCUCCUGCAGAGCCUUUGUUGUGCAAGUUUGCAGACGGAGGCCAAAAAAAGAGACAGAAUCAGAACAAGUAUAUACAGAAUGGACGAGCGUGGCAUAGGGAAGGCGAGGUGAGACUUGCUGGGAUGACGCUCACUUAUGAUCCAACUACAGCUGCUUUACAAAACGGAUUUUAUCCUUCACCAUACAGUAUUGCAACAAACAGAAUGAUUACUCAGACAUCUAUCACGCCAUAUAUUGCUUCGCCAGUUUCCACAUACCAGGUGCAGAGCCCUUCUUGGAUGCAACCUCAGCCCUAUAUAAUGCAGCAUCCUGGAGCUGUAUUAACUCCUUCCAUGGACCACACCAUGUCCUUGCAGCCCACGUCUAUGAUAAGUCCCCUGACACAGCAGAUGGGUCACCUUUCAUUGGGCAGUACUGGAACAUACAUGCCUGCCACAACAGCUAUGCAAGGAGCUUAUAUACCCCAGUACACCCAUGUUCAGACAGCUGGUGUUCCAGUUGAGGAAGCCAGUGGUCAGCAGCAAGUUACAGUAGAAACAUCCAGUGAUCAUUCUCCAUAUACUUAUCAGCAAAACAAGUAACUGAGAGAUAUGUGGUGUUGACCUUGCCUAGAGAAAGGAUGCUGAAAAGGCUGAAACAAUCAUGGAUUUUACUGAUCAAUUGUGCUUUAGAAAUUAUUGACAGUUUUGCACAGGUUCUUGAAAACGUUAUUUAUAAUGAAAUCAACUGAAACUAUUUUUGCUAUAAGUUCUAUAAGGUGCAUAAAGAAAAGAAAAAUCCUUAAAAGUCAUCCUAGUAGCUGUUCCCUCCCCCUCUUGAACAGGUUUAUUUUAGUAAGAAAAUUUUUAUCAAGUGUUAUGACGCAAAAAAAAUAAAAUAAAUUUUAAAAAAAAAUCUGGCCAUGCACAGAUCGCAAUGGAGACAUGUUCUUGUGCAUGACAGAAUCCGUCUCUCGGUUUUUAUUUUUAUUUUGUGUUAAUUUUUUUUAAAAAAUGGUGUAAGUUUUUGUUUUUUGAAGUUUAAACUAGUAAAACAUCCAUGCUGAUGUUCUGUGCUUGCUGUGUGAGUGUCGCUAUAGUGCAGUGUUGCAGUUGUAGUGUCUGUUUUUCAUAGCUUUCUGGGGUUAUUUUUCUUUUCUUUUAAGGUAGUGUGAAGUGUCUUAUCCUUUUUCUAUGAAUUCCAAUUUGCCUUAACUCUUUUAAUGCUGUAGCUGUUUCAGUACGUAGUCCAAACUAAUGGUGUAGAAUGCUUUUGACCAAAUGAGCUGGUCUAUUAUGCCUUGUAAAACAGCGGGAUUAGGGCUUUUAAGAGGUAGUCAAUUAAAAUUGCUGAAAAAAAAAUCUGGCUUUUUAAAAUGUGUAGUAGGUGUUUUUAAUUAUUUUUUUUCUCACAUAAUGUAAGGUUGUGAAAUGCAAGAUUUGGGAGGGGGCAGGGAAAUGUUUUGUGUGAAACACAUUUUCGACUAGGGAAAUUUUAAUAGGAUAAAUUGUUUGUAAGGCCUUAUGCCGAUAGUUUUCCUCUGAUAGUUAGAAACUCUGCUGUAUGAUGCAAUGUUUAAAAAAAAUCUUUUUGCCUUUUUCCAGAAGCUAAUUGAUGUUCUAGUUUUAGGGUGGGGGAGGGGAGUUUGGGGUGGGAAAUCUGCAGAAUGUUUCUGUCCUUCCUUUCUCGUAACAAUAGUGCUUUAGAAUGAUGAUGCUAUGCUGAGACCUAGCAAAUAGAAGCAUUUGCUCUUACAGCAAAAAAGGCAAAAGCUAAAGGAAUUGUUUUCAAACAUAAGCUGAGAUGUCAGUAGAAAACGUACUAGAUUGGGUACUAGCUCUCUAUAUUAGGUAAAUAAAGACUUGGCACUUUUUAAAGGUAACUUUACCAAAGAACAAAGAGCCAGUAACCAAUAAUUCUGAUUUGUCUCAGCCAUUAUGUCUUCUGUACUCUUUAAUUUUUUUGCCGGACCAGUUUGCGGUUAGAAGAAUGUGCCUUUUUUUGUACAUUUGCAUUUAGGUUUUAUAAUUUUUAAUUGAUGUAUGGACACACACAAAAAUAAAAAGCAUGAAGGAAGACUUGGAUCCAAGCAGUGCCACGCUUUACAUCAUCACUACAAGUGUUAAGUGUAAAGAUUUUAAAAAAAAACAAUUUUGAAACUAUGAAAUUCCUGAUUUCAUGAAUACACUGUUAUUUGUACUUUUUACAUAUUAGAUAAACUCACUGCUAUUAAAGCUCAUUUUUUAUUAUGAUCGCAUGUAUAUUAAAUCAAAUGGUAAAUUAAGUUGUCUUCCAAAACUGUGUACUUGUCUGGUCAACUGUGUGUGAUCAGUUAUCUACCUCAAGGCUUAUUUCCUUUUGUAAUGGGACAGGUUGCUGGCCCUCCCUGUUUCCACAGACCAAAUCAUCCUAGCUCAGGAGCUAGGCCGAAGCAAUUCUUUCUUUUCACUUUUUUUUUUUUUAGUUUUUAAAUUUUAUGUGAGUAUUCAAGUACAGAUGUCAGUGACAUUUCAUAGUUUCAAAAGUCAAUGCUGCUCUGAGAAGUGUAGAUUCUAGUAAAUUACAUAGUCAUAAGAGAUGUGUUUUUGUUUCUUUUGUAUUUUGUUGUUUUUUAAAAAAGAAAAAAAAGUUGUGGUAUUAUUGGUUCUAUGCUCCCUGGAAUAUUACUGCUUUGUUAAAGUUCAGACGUCUUGCAACAUGUUUCCUAUAGCUGAUAUAUUUCUGGGAGUUGGGGGCAAGGGUUGCUUGCUAUUUGAUAUUUUUUUCAAUUAGCUAAAAAUCGGGUUAGAAGGAGGGAAUAGAUGCUGCUAGAAACGUCUGAACUAAGUGCCAUACUCAUUAUCUGGGUAAGAUUUGCAAAAUAUAACCUCUGUACAUAAAAAAAAAAUCAAUUACUUAAACAUCACAUAGUAGACAGCCAUUAAAUUAUAAAAAAAAUAAUUUAUGAAGAAAGACCUUUUGUACAGAUUGAAAAAAAAGAUUUUCAUAGAGAUAUCUAUAUGAUCAAGAGAGUUAAUUUUUUAUUUUUGUUUUACUAGUGCCACAACCUUGCCAGUGGUAACUUAUUUGUCCGGUUCAAGAUAACUCUGUCAUUUUGUUUCCUAGGACUUGUUGUUAAAAUGCCAAAAGACAUUUUUGAACUGUACAUUUGAUUAGAUUGUUAGCUUUUUUCUGUUUUAUUUCUUUUGAAAACUUUUGAAUAAAAAAGAUCAAAAAAUGAAA